Molecule: messenger RNA, 4540 nt
Organism: Corythoichthys intestinalis (scribbled pipefish)
Lineage: Eukaryota; Metazoa; Chordata; Actinopteri; Syngnathiformes; Syngnathidae
Gene: lgsn
Product: lengsin, lens protein with glutamine synthetase domain
Exons: 4
Coding region: 2448-4457 (669 amino acids)
Biological process (GO): lens morphogenesis in camera-type eye
Cellular component (GO): cytoplasm; membrane
Molecular function (GO): glutamine synthetase activity
Source: RefSeq, a predicted model, not a curated record
UUCAACCAAGAAUGAAGGCGCUCUAUGAGUGUUUAAUUCAGACAUAGUUAGAGGAGGGGGGAAGGAAAGUCUCGUCUCAACGGAUAAACGUCACGAGAACAGCCGACUAAAUCCGCCAUUGUCCGGUUCCAGCUGCAUCUAACCAACAUGGCGGCUCGAGUGACAAAGAACGAAGAGGGACACGCCAUAUGCAAACACGCACCCACGUCUUAAGCGAUGACACAGUAGGUUUAGGGUUGGUUUCUUAAUGUCGCCGUUGUAAUGUCACAAGUAAAGCGGAGGUUGUCGUUUGUGCCGCCAUGUUGGGCAGUCACGCGCUUUACAAACGAAACAUCGCGUAAAAUAACCCCGUGAAAAACACUACCAAUGUUCCCACUUUAUUUUAAUGUAAUCUGCCUAUUUUAAUGCAGUAAAACUAAAGUGUCUAGAUUUUGGACAGGGAACACCCAAUAGGCCUUCACGGCCCGUCAAACCACAAGCAUUUUUACGCUCUACCGUACCUAAACUAGAUUCCUAUCCUACUGGAACAACCACAAUAGCAGAAGGAACGACGCCUUUUUUUAACGAGGUCGAUACACAAUCGGUUAAAACUUGACACAGGCUGGAAAACACGACGAAGAUUAAAAAAAGAUACUUACUGGGAUACGCUUACUCAUUGAAGAUUGUAAUUUAACCAUACAGCCGGUCCUCAGGAGAAAAACGUCAAGCGAUUAAGUGGUCCUUCACCAUUCGAGCCCGACGUUACGUGUCUGAGCGGAGCUCAAGUCUCCUCAAUAAGAAAGCGAGUUGACCACUUCCCCUUGUGAGCUUCAAAAUAAGACUAUCAGUCAUGCAUAAAAUAGCAUUAAAACAUUAAUAAGUCCACUGCGAGAGGUAUUUUUGUCUUUACUGUGUAUUCAAAAUAAUUCCAUGCUGAUAAAUCUUUCUACUCACUUUUUUCCCAUUCAGAGAGCACAGCGGUAAUUUUAUUUUGGAAGAUAACAAUGGAGGCCAGUCGUCAUUUCCUCUGAUGCAAUCUUGAUGCAGCUCUUGAAACCCCACCCUAACCAAUAUAUGUAACGCAUUUUUUAAAAUUAGCUUGUAACGAUUUUUAAUUUUCCUGUUGUAUUAUGGGUAAACUCAUCCAUAGUGAUGCCUUUUUUAAUAAACCUGUAGAAAGUGGAGAUAUUUAGUAGUGUAGACAUUUCUUUAAAAAAAAAAAAAAAAAAAAAAACUAAUUUAGUUUUUUUUUUUCACUUUUAUGUUGCGGAUGAAGACGUUACGUUUUACUUAAUUUUUACUGUCAACUAUAGAGUGAAAUAAUAAACAAUGUAAAAAUAAAUAAAUAUAAAUGAAGCUAAAUAUGCAACAUAAAUUUUUUCUUUAUAGAGGGAAUCAAAAGUGACCAAUUAAGAUCUAGAUUAAAAGAAGGCAAUUGAAAAAACUUUUUUUUUUAAACGUUUAACUUAUUAAUUUUAGUUUCAAAAUAUUUAAUGACCUUUAGUCCUUCUAAUUUUACCUACUGUAGCUGAGAUAUUUGUUAAAUAUACAAAUGUGGUUAUCCAUCUGUUAUAUUACACGUGAAAUUGACCCUAAAAAAAUGCUGAUUAAAAAAAUAUCAAUCCCCCUUUUUUCCUCUUCAUAACUGAUGAACUGUUAAUUUUAGGGUCAAAUUGUGUGGGUCAAAAUGAUCAGAAAACAUCUGUAAUUUGUAAAUAUUUAAUACUAUUGUCUUUUUAGUGUAUGUAUUUAUUCUUUUUUAAUAAUUAUUAUUUUGAGUCAAACUGACCCCUCAAUUGUUUUAUUCCACAAUUUCGUAGGAUAGGUUGAAAUGACUCAUAUAAUCUAUUUGAAAAAAUAAUGCAUAAUUUGAGAGUUAAUUUUACCAAUCAGAGGGUACUCCUUUUAUAUUGAGGGCCAAAUUGACCUUUAAAAAAAAAGUACAAUUAUUUAUUUAUAAAAUGUUUUCUGCUUUAAUUCUUUUUUGUUCUUUGUAUUAGAAAUAGUAUAGUACUUGAUUGGCUUGUAAGGGCAGAAAAUUCAGGAACAAUUAGAAAAUUAAAUGCCCAUGUGUAGAGCAAUUGUAGAAAGAUGGAUGCUUUUUAAUGCAAAGAUCAUCAAUCAAAGUUGCUUUGUAUGCUCCUGGCGCUUUCCUGCUGUUUUUCUGGAAAGGCAAAAAGCAGCUGAGCUUGACAUAUGGGACACAAAAGCCUCGACCCCAAAUGGUCGCCGGCAGCAACCAAUCGGCUUGAAGUUAAGCCUCUCCUGUACCCGGGAGCUGCUGGACGGCGGGCGGGUGCCAGUCAGUUCCCAGCUGGACACCAAAGGAUUGUAUGGGGAGGGCGCAACAAAAAAGGGAAGCUUCCAAUGCGUCACCAUUGUACCAAUUGUCUAUAAAAAUUAAUGUGCCAGUGAGGAUUGCACUUCACAAUCAAAUUCUAAAAGGAAGAGUUGAUGUAAGGUGACAAAUGAAUGACUGUGAAGACUCCAAGGCAACCACUCCAUGCUUUAUCGACUCAAUCCUUCGCUUUAAAGGCCCGAAUAAGAGCCAAGACCAGAUGGACGGCACGGGGAUGAGCGUGAGGAGCAGGAAGGGGGUGAGGGUGACAGGAAGAUACACCAGCCCCAUCGAGUGGGUCGGAGGCCCAAACAAACCUCCAGAUUCACCUAUUAUAGGUUCUCCACCCAAAGGUUUUGACAAAUCUGGGUUGGACAGACCAGCUGCUGGGGGAGACCUGAUUUGGGGACCUCAAAACAAGUCUCCGCACAGGCAGACAGUGGAGGAACUGAAGAGCUUCCUGAAAGAUGGACCGGCUUUCCAACCUGGAGGAAGUUCUCACUCCUGCCUCCAUGGUGGUGGCGUGAGUGGUGAUGGACCGGGCAAGUGGCAGGUUGACGUCAGCUCACAAAGAGCGUUCAGUACCUUCAAGCCUCAGUCUGAUGCUUCCAGAAAGGGGCCUGGAUCCAGAGAGAGCUCUUCUAUUCAGCUGCCUCCCACCAUGGAUUCAUCCAGCUCUUUCAGGCCGGACGCCAACACAAAUAGACAGCCGGAAUUCCCAAUUCGCACAUGCAACAGCAGCGCUUCCCGUGGAGAGACCAAAGCUCCUCAUACAGAUAACGGAAACGAGAGCCUGGACACAUCAGAAAAUCAAAGUUUCAUCUCCAGCAUGGAGACCAUCAAGCAGCAGAUAGCCAGGGAGAACAUCAACUUUGUACGAUUUGAAGCCACUGACCUGCAUGGGGUUUCCAGAUCUAAGACUGUGCCUGUUCGCUUCUUCCAUGAAAAGGCAGUGUAUGGAAUCCCAAUGCCAAGGAGCUAUUUGGAGCUGACGCUGAGUCCAAAGAGCAAUGAAGUUGACCACGCCAACGCCGCCAACUUCAGCAGCGACAUCCUUCUGAUCCCAGACCUUUCUACCUUUCGGAUCCUUCCAUGGGCUGAGCAGACAGCGAGGGUCAUCUGUGACCCGUGCACUGUGACGGGUGGCCCCCUGCGGACGUCUCCUCGCCUACUGGCAAAGCAGCUUCUGGGCCAGCUCCAGAGCCUGGGCUUCUCCCUGCACUCCUCCUUCACUUACGAGUGUUGCGUUCUGGGGGCACCAGACCGCAUCGGGCCCAAAACAUUGCUGUUUCCUGCCACCACUCUGCUGGGUAAUCACGACCUGCCCUUCUUUCAGCAGCUGGUGGAUGGCAUGUACUGCAUGGGCGCCGAUGUGGACAGCAUGGCUUCAGCCAGCGGGCCCGGCCAGAUGGAGAUAAACCUGAGGCCUGAGUUUGGAAUUGCGGCAGCUGACAGCGCCUUCACCUUCCGCACCGGCAUCAAGGAACUGGCCCGCAAACACAGCUACAUUGCAAGCUUCUUCACAGACGAUGGCCUCUACAAUGCUGGCGUUCUCUCCCACAGCCUGUGGGACGUUAAUGGGCGUCGUAGCCUUUUCCAAAGCGGCGAGAAGGCGGCAGGCGAGCUGUCUGACAUUGGUCGCAAGUGGCUAGCUGGGCUCCUGACGCACUCGGCCGCCCUCAGCUGCCUCAUGUCGCCAGGCCUUGAGUGCCGAAGCCACAUGGCCAAGACCGUCAAAGACCCAAAGAGGAUGCUGUACGCCACCUACGGCUGCAACGAUAACAGCAGUUCCUUCAACGUCAAGUCCCACGGUGGUCGUGAGACCCACAUCGACAACAAGCUGGGUUCAGCCAUGGCCAAUCCGUACAUUGUUCUUGCCGCUACGGCUGCCGCCGGGUUGGACGGCAUCAGGCGAAAUCUGAGCAUUGAGGGCAGCAUACACAAAGCACCCAGUCAGCAGAAAGAUUUUGCCAUUCCCGUCAAACUGGACGAUGCCCUAGAGGCCCUGAGCGAGGACCACGUCAUUCGCAGUUCACUGGGGGAGCCCUUUGUCCAGUACUUCAUUGCCAUGAAGAAGUUUGAAAUUGAGACCCAGGAACUGGAUGAUGAGAGGAACAAGUGCCUGGAGUAUUUUAUCUAGAAUGUUUCAAGAACGUUCCAUAAAUUAAAGAAAUUAAGCAAAAUAAAGCAAAACACUAUUUCAAACAGAUAUUGCUAUUUUGU